UGCAGUCAUCAGCUGUGGCAGGCAUGAGACAAAUAUCUCAGAGGCAGGUGUGUAGGUGGAAGGAAAGGGGUGGUCGUCACCUCUCAGUCUCCGGACAUGAUCCAACCGUUGGAAACGCCUGUCUCAUCCGCCCAUAAACCUGUACAUUACUUGAUAAGUUGGUGUAUGAAAAGGAGGUAACGACCACAACAGCAGUGACAUGCUGAUCUGAUCAAUUAAGGGCAUUUCUGACGGUCAGCAUUAGGACUGUGCGUGAAAAACAAAUGAACCUUAUAUUGGACCGACAUUGGUGAAAAGUUGAAUCCAUGUAGAAUUUAAUAUAGGUGAAAUAUUAGUACAAGCUACAUUUUUCAAAGAUGGCAGCUAGACGUCCGCACUAGAGAGCCAUGCAGCAGCAACACAGCAACAGCAUCAGGUUUACUAUCAAGUACAAGAUGUACGAAUAUCUCAUAGAUUCUAUCCUGCUGUGCGAUUGUGAGAUGUGGACUCUACUUACUGGUGCUGAAAAACAAAUCCAGACUUUAAUUUCGAGAUCAAGUACCUCAGAAAACUCUAAAUUCCUACAUGAAACAAACGCAAGACCAAAGACUUGACUUAAGUGCUGUACUUCAGCUCUCCGUAACAACUGAUAGCAGCAAGCCAGCAUAAUCGAUGAUCAGCCGGUAUAAAUCUAUGGAUGAUGAUGAUGAAAACAAUGUUGGCCCAUACCAUCAAAUAUUUUUGCCUUCCAGCUCCAGGAAAGAAUAACAACAAAAAAAGUGAACAAAAUUGGCCAACAUGGAAGAAACAUGUACAUGGAUGGACCAGACUACCUUGUGAAUCCCGAACCUGCCCCCUUCACACCACAGAACUUCCUACACUACCAUGGCCUUCUUCCUUUUCCAAGGUCAUCUACAGUAUUAAAACGAAUUCCUUAUUCCAAACGACACCAAGACAUGUUUGGUGGCAGUGAGAAUAAUGGUACUAACCAGAGGGGAGUCAUACUUCACACAGAUCGUUAUGCAAAGUUUGAAUUACCGAAGGGAUUUGAAAGUAUCAGUUUAAACCAGAGGGAUCGCCUGCUGGCAGAAAUGGAGUACAUAGAAUAUUUACGUGGCAUCAGGCGAAGGCGAGAGUUGGUACCACAUCGAGCAGAACUGGACUUGUUUAUGGGUGGAAGAAAAAUAGAAUUUGAGGAAAGAUUUGAUCUGAAUCGUGAAAUCCAGAAGUUGAAGUCUAUGGCAAUGCCUGUAAAAGCGAGAGAUCUGUUCCAUGGCCGAGGCAUACAGCUACCAGAAACUCACAUGUCCCUGAAACCACGGCCUGUGCUUGAUAAUCACCUGAACAACGGUGACAUUGAUGACGAUGUCAGGUCAUCCGCACCCAGCAGUCUUCUUCGCCCACCACAGUCUUUAAUGCAGGACUUUGACAUGGCUGCAUUUCAGCGAGGGAUAUCUUUGUCACUUGUUGGAAUGCCACAAAUUCGAACAGCACCACGUAGCCACCGUUUUGGACCACUUCCUAGCAUCAGGAACAGAACUGGUAUAGCCCUUGAAGAAAGGCGAUCUCCAAUACUGCUGGCAAAAGAAAAGCGAAAUGUCACCAGCCUUCAAGCACGACUUUCUCUUCCUAGAUUCCAUCAUGAUGGAACUAGUCUGUCACAGUCACAGAGUACUAUUCCUCAGCCUGGCCGCAGUGCUGCUUCUUGGGUCCAUGAACAAAGAAAGUUCUUAAUGCGGCGACAGGGCACCAAUCAGAUAGAGACAGAUGUCACUGCUGAAGAUAAAGAGCAUUUGCCACCAGCCCCACCUCCUACAGCAGGUGGAACCACAACUGCUGGAAAGAAGUCAAAUCCCCUCAACCCCCUCAAGCGAGGAGUGGAGCUCAGUGUACCUGAAGAGCAAAUUUCAAACCUGCGACAAACAUUCCAGCGUCUUGACACGGACAAGGAUGGACAUUUACAGUAUGACCAGCUCCGAUCACAGCUGCCAAAAGAAUUUUCUAAGGAACAGGAGUACUUUGUCAAACAGGUUUAUGAACUCACAAGUCGUGACAGUUUCUUUGGUGUGGAUGAGUUCUUGAUGAUGUCUCAGCUUACAGAGAGAGUUGCUGGCCUAAUUGGAAAAGCUGCAGAAGCAUACGGGAGUCUAGACUUUGAUACUCUGGGUGACUUCAUUAUGAAAUAUGUGGACCAGUUUCAAGUGCAUGACAGCAGUCAAAGGGGUCAUAUAACACUGGGAGCAUUGAGAGAAGUGCUGUCACAGGCUACUGGCAAAAUCAUGGAUGAUGGGUCACCAGACUGGGAGAAAGUGAUGGAUUCCAUCAGCUUGGAUUAUGGCACACAGGUAAACAAGAUUGACUACCUGGCACACAUUCCUCUCUUUAUUACAAUGGAAGGUGGCCAGAAACAGUAGCAGCAGUAAGCAUCAGCCAGGGGUAGAUGGAUCAAGAUGGAAAGAUCAGAAUGAGAAUGAUGCUUAACAUAUGUGGACAUGAUACAUUCAUUUGGUUUUUUUUUAACUUGACAUGGAUAUAUGGAGCUCAGAAUGGAAUAAGAACUGUUUUAAAGGAUAAGCCUUGUUCUGUUGGGUGGAGAAUAGUGUUGGCACUUGCAGACUGAUCAGAUUUGUGUCAAGUACCAAAAAUCUUUGAUGAUUCCACAUUAAAUAAGUGGAAAUGUAAAAUAUCAGACGGAAAGAAAAAAAAGAGGAAAAUAUAAGUUUGAGUGAAAGAUAAUAUGUAAAAGAAGCUACAAAGAAAACAUGGAAAAUAUUGUGAAUGGGUGUUACUAGUUUAAGGAAAAAUAUUUUCAGCAUUUAUGUUUUGUUUUGAAGUUUUAAGAUCUUAGUAAUGCGAAUCUUCAUAACAUUAGGUACAUGCAUCUAUCAUACUUGGCAUCCUGUUGGUGUCAGCUUUGCUUGUAUUAUAUUUAGCAUCGUGUCAGGUGAAAGGAUGAUUCCUUGACAGGGUCUAAAGAAAUUUACAUUCACAUACUUUUGGCUUAAAUUGUGUGAAAGACAUGCUGUACAUAACCCAAAGAGGGUAAAGAUUAUUAUCCACAUAGAGUGCCACAGAGUAAUACAGAAAAUUAUGCUGUAAGACUUCAAGCUAUGUAGUUUGGACUGUAAGUAGUACUAAUAUUGACCAUAGAGAUUUCAAUUCUUUGUUCUGUGAGAUGAUCAAAAUUGUCUCAGAAGAGACUCCAUCAGCACGAGGAUGCACAGCAUCAGGCAUGAAGCUUUGAGCACUGUAUGCAGUUCCUGGGUUAGGUGACCUUUGGUGUGAUGUGUUCCCACUUGGGGAAGGUCUGUCAUGUGACUGUGGAGCAGCUGUCCAUCAGAAGUGGGUGCCUAAUUUAUCAGGAAAAGUAAAGGUGGCAGAGGAUUGAAAUCCAGCUACCAUGUGCCAUGCCUUUGACACGGUGAACUACUGACCAUUCACUGCAUCUAUGGUGAUUAGAACAAAUGUAAUCAUCUUAACCAUCGAAUACAGCCAGGAACAGCAUUACUUGUAGCCAAAUUUUUCUUUCUGUAUUUGUGAUAUUGAAAUGUUUGUUUCACUGUCUAGAACAGUGUGAUUUUGCCACAGAGUAUGCGAGUUUUCCAGUUUCUUGAUCUCAUUUAUAUAGUUUACAUAUGCGAUUAUGAUCUUCUGAUACCUAAUAAGCAUCAGUUGUUAGUACAGGAUUUUAUUAAGUUUGAGCUUAAAGUUCAUAUUUUUUUUAAAUAUCCUCAUGUUUUACAUUACCUGGAAUGUUGGAUGGAUAUCAGCAUUAUUUAAAAAUCUCUUUAUUAUA
Messenger RNA from Pomacea canaliculata, 3775 nucleotides. RefSeq lists its product as uncharacterized. Gene Ontology annotation, molecular function: calcium ion binding. The record is from RefSeq and is a predicted model, not a curated record. Bases 789 to 2393 code for a protein of 534 amino acids. NCBI's taxonomy places the organism in Eukaryota, Metazoa, Mollusca, Gastropoda, Architaenioglossa, Ampullariidae. The transcript is spliced from 17 exons.